AUGUCUCCCACAGGCAACAAGACCCGUCGCUGCCACAAGUGCGGCCAGCCCAUGAAAGGCCACAAACGCCCCGGCGCGGGCGUCGUCGUCUGCCCCAUCGGCCCUACAGGCAGCCCUGCCCCCACCGAAACCACGGAGAUUGUCGCGCCCUCCGCCGCCGCAGGCCCGUCUAGGGCCCCUCAAGCUCGCAAGGAUGACUUUUUCGCCCCCCAGUUCGUCCUUGAUAUCAGCAGCUCAGGCUAUGGACACCGUGUCAACCCCAACUUCCGACCGGACGACGUCCAGAAGCCAAUCUCGCCACCGCGCCGUGACAACUCGUGGGUGUCGACGGAGCUCGACGAGAGGUCUGCCGGGUCGCCUGCGCGGCGCCCGCGCCGGAACGUCCCUGGCAUCGUGCAGGAGACCAUCGCGCGCUUCCCCUCCGCGAACAGCUACAUGACAAUCCCAGUGCGUCUCGGAGACCACAUCAUCCACGAGCGCGAGGAGGGAUACGGGGGCCACUGCGAGGAUGACUACGAGGAGGAGGAGGAGUACGAGGCGAACGAGGAGAAUAAAGGCGAUUCAUCGGACACACAAAGCGCGACCGGCAAGUCGACGGGUCCGACGCUCAUGCAGCGGAUGACUCGAAGCCUGUCGACAAUCCUUGGUCGGGACGAGCCCCACGCCGUCGUCUAUCGGAUCGAACGCGAAGAUGCACGGGCGGCGGAGGCCCGUGCCGUCGAACAAGGGAUGUACUGCCGCGUUGCAUACGGGCAGAGGCACAUCACUCCUGUCGCUGGACCCUCCCGCUCCGAAUCCAUCGUCAAGCCCGAGCCCACAACGCCCCAUCGCCUCACCGAUAACGACGGCAUGUGCUGGUUCGCCAUCGGGGACAACCGAGAUGCUGUCGAUGCAGCCAUCGAGCCCUACCUCGAACCAACUGGGGCGCUCGCCGCUGCCCCGUGUCGGGACUACCCCAUCGACCCACGCACCAUCCGUCCCAACUUCGUCGACACACUCGUUGCUGGUGCCGUCGGCGGGCUCGUUGUGUUCUAUUGCUUGUCCGUAGCAUGA
Messenger RNA from Epithele typhae, 1053 nucleotides. RefSeq lists its product as uncharacterized. The transcript has 2 exons. The record is from RefSeq and is a predicted model, not a curated record. Bases 1 to 1053 code for a protein of 350 amino acids. NCBI's taxonomy places the organism in Eukaryota, Fungi, Basidiomycota, Agaricomycetes, Polyporales, Epitheliaceae.